AUUGUAUCAAUAUUUACAUGUCGGCAUAAUAAAGGGAAUUCAUUUGGAUGAAGUCCAAAUGAUAGUUACAUGUUAAGAAACUAUUUAUUUUUUUACCAUAGAUUUUAAUUCCACGAUUUGUGAAGGAUAUUCGUAGAUAAUUUUUAGCGUCUUGUGUUACCAUGAUACCUUUACGAAUCUUUCUGUUCUUGGCAAUCAGCGCAGUGGGAGUGCUUGCAGGAUCCAAGUGCCCUCCUCGAGUAGAUAUAUACCCUUGCACCUGCAUCAACACGAAAUUGAGUAGGAGACAGGCUAAUACAAUUCUCAUUUGCCAAGGUCUGAAGAAGACGGAUGAGUUGAGUGCAAUUCUCCCGAUUCUUAAAAAUUUAGAGAUUGAUAAAUUCAUCAUUUAUGAUUCUUUCUGGGAAGUCCAAAAACUUGGAGCAGUCGGUGAAAGUCAAAGUGUACUACCUAAUGAUUGGCUUACACUGACUAAUAUCAAAGAAUUUGAGAUAUUCGACAGUACACUCUCUCCUUGCUUUGCCUGCCGUUGGACACUCAUAUGCAGAAAUACUGUUACAACUAGUUUCAAAGUGGUUAACAGUUCAUCUUCAGAAAAUAUCUGCACAAUUUGUGAUACCGGCAGAGGCAGUAGAAUACCAUGGAUGGGAUGCAUAACCAAACUGGAAAACUUUCAGCUAAGUCAGGGUGGACUUACAUCAGUGACCGUGGAUUUUUUUCCAUUAAUGCUGAGAGAGUUGAAGACUUUGGAUUUGUCUUACAAUCGAAUUUCUAAAAUCGAUGAUAAUGUAUUCCGCAAUGUUCCCAAUCUAAAAUCUCUUGAUUUAUCUCAUAACGCGAUCGAGAAUAUCGGUCUUUCUUUUGGACAAAGAACUAAGUUGGAGUAUCUUGAUCUCAGUUACAAUGCUCUUAAAACAAUCGGAGCAGAUCUAAUAAAUAUGAUGCCAAAGAUUAAAUCUAUUAAUUUUGCAUACAAUGCAAUUACAGAACUAAAAGCCACUGAAUGGAGAAGAAAGCCAAAUACUCUUCAUAAAAUCGAUCUUACAGGAAACUUGAUACACUGUGACUGCAACAUAAGGUGGUUGAACGCCACGUUCUCAGUUGGUGUCAAUAUUAUUGGACAUUGUGCCAGUCCAGAUGAGUACCAGCAAUCUCGCAUCAGGCCUGCAUCCCGGCACCUAAUCGAACGAUGUGACGCCAACGGCGUCAUUGGGCAAAGACCGAAGAAAAAUUAGUUUGGAAAAUAAAUAUGUAUCAUAUAUAA
This is a messenger RNA of Parasteatoda tepidariorum (common house spider), 1264 nucleotides long. RefSeq lists its product as uncharacterized. NCBI's taxonomy places the organism in Eukaryota, Metazoa, Arthropoda, Arachnida, Araneae, Theridiidae. The record is from RefSeq and is a predicted model, not a curated record. Gene Ontology annotation, molecular function: protein binding.